Molecule: messenger RNA, 4725 nt
Organism: Lytechinus variegatus (green sea urchin)
Lineage: Eukaryota; Metazoa; Echinodermata; Echinoidea; Temnopleuroida; Toxopneustidae
Product: protein FAN-like
Exons: 23
Coding region: 123-2996 (957 amino acids)
Molecular function (GO): protein binding
Source: RefSeq, a predicted model, not a curated record
UCUUAGCCACCCCACCGCAGUGAGUGCCAGCGAAGUUGCUGAUGUUUUGGUUUUGGUCUAACAAAAGCUGUGAUAUUGCUAAAGGAAAUGAUAUGUAUUAAUGAUUUUUAACUUAUAUAACCAUGGCAUUUGUUGAUGAAGAUCUGAGUAUCAAAGAAAGGUUUUCUCUUUUGCUGCUUGACCCUGGUGAGAUAUACUUUGAAGACUUCAGUGUUUACUUUUACCCAACUGGUCUCAAGGCUGUAUCAGAAGAGGAAGCAAUAAGAAGGCGAUGUAGAGGAAGACUGAAGAUCUGUUCAAAGUCCGUUGUAUUCGAUCCUCAAGAUGUCUCCCAACCUAUUAUGAAGUUUCCUCUUAGGAGUUGUAUCAAGAUCGAGGAAUGGAACCCGCCACUCUUAUCCAAGAUUGGAUCAAAGCGGGACACUCUUUACAUCCAGACUUCCCAAACCAUUCAUAUGAAAUCUGACAAUGAAAUAGGACCUUACAACUUUAAGAAGGGUGAUAGCCGGUACAUUUUCACCUUGAACUUUGGGGCAGCUGAAGAUGUGGUACAUCCUGCUAAUCAGCUGGCCAGAGCAGCCACUCUUCCAAUGGCAGAUCAAGAUGCCAUGAUUGCAACUAUUGUGUACUCCAGGCAGAAGAGGGUGAAGUUUGACACAAGUCGUUUGGAGAGUCUGUAUGAGACCAUCGUCGUGGAGAUGGUUGGGGAGCGCAUCACACCGCUGGUAGUCAACCCUGGUCGCAUCAUGGUCACAUCUACUAUCCUGUACUUCCAGCCAUUCAAUAAUGUAGAGCCAGUGCCUGUCAUGAAGAUAAAGCUUUCUGACAUCAAGAGGCUUGUAAAGAGGAGAUUUUUGUUGAAGCAUGUGGGGAUGGAGGUGUUUUGUGAUGAUUCAAUCCGAUCCAAUUUAUUCCUUGUGCUUUCUAAACCCGAAGAGAGAGAUGAAUUAUACAGAAAGGUCAUUGAACAACCAGGUGUCAGCUUACAAGAAUCAGGACAAGAGAACAUGAUGCUACUAUGGCAGAAUAAAGUUAUCUCAAACUUUGAUUACCUUAUGUACUUAAACAGUCAAGCUGACCGUAGUAUCAAUGACAUCACACAAUACCCUGUCUUUCCGUGGAUAUUAGCAGACUACACAAGCCUUGAACUUGACCUCAGUGACCCUACGACCUUUCGUGACCUCAGCAAACCGAUCGGUGCCAUUAAUCCCAAGCGUCUGGAGAGAUUCAGGGAGAGGAGAAAAGAUAUGCCUGAGCCCAAAUUCCUCUACGGUUCUCAUUACUCCACCCCUGGGUAUGUCUUGUACUACUUGGUGAGGGUAGCUCCAGAGCAGGCUUUGUGCUUACAAAAUGGCAGGUUUGACCAACCAGAUAGACUCUUCAAAAGUGUGGCUGAAACCUGGAACAACGUCCUAUCUCUCCCUUCCGAUGUCAAAGAGUUGAUCCCCGAGUUCUAUCAGCCUGAGAUGUCUGAUUUCCUGAUAAAUCGGAAGGGACUCAAGCUGGGUACGUGCCAGGAUGGUUCGACAGUCACCAAUGUUGUGCUGCCACCUUGGGCUGAUGAUGAAGCAGACUUUUGUAGGAAGUGUCGUGAGGCAUUAGAAAGUGAGUACGUCUCACAUCAUCUUCAUCAAUGGAUUGAUCUUAUCUUUGGUUACAAGCAAAAAGGGCCUGAAGCAGAGCAAGCUGAUAAUGUUUUCUAUUAUCUCACAUACGAAGGUGCUAUAGACUUGGAUAGCAUAUCAGACCCAAAUGAGAAGGCAUCCAUGCAAUCCCAGAUCAUGGAGUUUGGACAGACUCCAAAGCAGCUGUUCACCAAGCCCCACCCUGCACGUUUCUCCACACCGGUGGCAGCGGUGGGAUUGCCAGAGCAGGUAGCCACCCAAAGAAGCAAGCAGUCAUCACCUCGCCCUGAGGACUGCUCAUCCUCAGGAAGUCCACUGCAAGAUGUGACUGAGGGUGUUCCCACUAGCUGGGUGAAUCAAAGCAAUGUCUUGGCAUCACAUGCCUCCCAAGAUUCAAACUCACAUCAUACAGGUACUUCAGACCCUUCUCAUGGUCAGCCAUCUACCCGGUCACCUUGGGAAAGAAUAUCACAGCUGCAGCCAAGUUUCAGUUAUAAAUUACAUAAAGACUCUGUGUGCGAUCUAAAGCUUUCAAGUAACAACAACACAGUUUUUUCAGUAUCCAAAGAUACACAACUGAAAAUGUACUCAUUAGAAGACCAGCGUCAGCUACGGAGUGUCAGCCUCUCCAACAUGGCUCUCUCCAGUGUGAUCAUCACCCCCGACGACAAACACGCACUCAUUGCAUCGUGGGAUAACUCUAUCUAUGUAUACUCUGUUGAUUAUGGGCGUGUCUUAGAGGUAAUCCCCGCCCAUGAUGAUGCAGUCUCCGCCCUCUGCUGGCAGCAGGGCUCUUCAAUCUUUGUGUCCGCCUCUUGGGAUUCGACCGUCAAACUAUGGGCGUGUGAGGGCCUUAAUGGAAGUUCUCAGAAGAUUGUAGCUGAUGUUCUUGCCGAGCUGGAUCAUGAUUCAGGGGUGACAUGCACAGAUCUGAGCCAUGAUGGCAGUCUACUCCUGACGGGAACGAAAGACGGCGAUGUCAACCUGUGGAACGUUGAACACCAGGUGGCGCUACGUCACAUACAGAGCCACCAUGGACCCGUCAAUGCUGUGAUAUUCAGUCCAGAUUGUCAACAGAUGGCUUCUGCAGGUCAGGAUAGCUACAUCAGAGUGAUUGAUGUAAACACAGGGACUGAGGUGUUUGCUAAAGAUGGUGAACAUGAAAUAAGGUGUUUAUGUUGGCGAGAUCAUAUUCUUCUAGCUGGUGAUGGAGGAGGUAACCUCAUGAUAUGGGAUAUGGCCAAGGCUCACUUAGUAGCAUCAUUCCAUCAACAUAUAGGAGCAAUUAAUUGUAUCCAGGUAUCAUCUGAUGCUUCCACGGUGCUCACGGGCGGUCAGGAUUCGAAGGUCAUAGUUUGGAAGAACUCAUGAGGAUGCGCCAACAUUGAGCUUAACCUGCACCAAAGUUCCAAUGGCACAAAAAGCUACAUUUACACCCGUUUAUUCACUUCAAGCAUGCUGAAUCACUGUGGGUACACAGGGCAUGACACACUGAUAGUACAUACUGAUAGUAAAGCAGAACCACGUUUUGGCCCAGUGUUAUAUAGCAUUGGGUUUCUGCAGAACAGUGCAAUUGGAUGUGUAAAAACUAUAUACCUUAGGGUUUUCUUGCCAUAUCUUUGGAAUGGAACAGGUGUCUUGUACACUGCAUGUUGCUUGUGUUGUACUAUCUGUUUUUCUUUGAUAUAGUUGCACAACUCAUUUUCAACUCACCGUUCAUCUGUUUAAUCUACAUCUUUAUAUGAUAUAUAUAUUUUUUGUAAUGACCAAUACAUGGAUCUGCAUGUAGUUAACCACUUCCCAACAAUGUACAGAAAGCCCACAUAAAUGAUAUUUUUUUUGUUGAAUUGAGCAACAUUUUUUCAUUUACACUUUUUAUUUUAAUGACAUGUGGCAUAUUAUACUUCAUUGCUAUUCCCAAGCUAGGGAAUAUGCACUUAAAUCUGGAUGAAAAUGAAUCAUAGUCGUAUUUGUAAGAUAUAUGUAUGGAAAUUGACCAUUAAAUGCAUUAAUGUGGUUUACUUAAAUAUACAGGUACACUAUGUAUUUAUUUAUUUCAAGAACAAUCUGUUAUUUCAGUUAAGUCUGAAUGAAUAGGUUCUGACUACUUGUAUUCUGUUUAUGGCAUUUUCUGCAUUUAUUCAAAUGAACUGGUAGCAUUGUUCAUGGGAAAGAAAUUUAUCUGAAGCAUGUUGACCCUGUUUUGUGGUAUGUUCCGAGUUUUUAUCUGUUGUAUACUUAUACUGAAAAUAUCCUGACUCAGGCUAAGAAAGAUACCAAAGUCAAAUUAUAGUCUGUAAUUUAGGUCACAAUAAAUAAUUUUCUAGCUGCGUAAUAUAUAUUUUGUACUAAUGUUAUAUUUAUUGCUAAAUUGACUUUAAUUCAAUGAAAGAAUUCUGUAUUUGGGCAGAGUAUCGGAAUUCAAUUCCAAAAUGUUUUAUAUGUGAACAUUCCAUACCUAUUAUCUGUUGCAUUUGCAUUUAAUGAUUUAUUUUUUAAGAUUGUAUUUUUUCUUUUGAAAGCUUAUUUGGUUUUUUAAAAGUAAUUUUCUGCCAUAUGUCAUUUGUUAUCACAUAAUUGUUUUAUUUGUUUUAUUUUACAAUGUAUAAUGGUGGAGGUUAAGAAAACACAAGUGGGUAGUUAUAUAAUUAACUGGUUUGUUGAUGCAGGUCCCAUUUUUCUCCACUUGACUGCUCAAGAAACGUUUAAAGGAUUUAAGAGCAUUGCCACUUUUUAUAUGAAUAAAAAAACAGAGACAAUUUAUUUCAGUGAGGUCGCCCAAUGUAGGGGUUGGAUGUACAUACAUAAUGAAAUUGCCCCAUUUUGUGAUUACGAACAUUAUUGGAAACUGUAUUUCACUUCAAUAAUUCAUAGAUCCAUCUAUGAGAGAUUUUGAUUUCCCAAAUCUGUAAAGUGAUGUUGAUAUAUAUUUUAUGAUGGCUCUUUUGUAGCUCUAUGGAGCAGGUCCAAGCUAUUAUUUCUUUGCUGAUAGUUCAGAGUUCAGAGAAUUAUCUAUUGUUUCAUUAUCAGUGUUUCAUUAUCAUUUCAAUACUUGUCAUGACCCUUUGUAGAAUAAAAUUUACAAAUUGCUAAAGGAUUU